This is a messenger RNA of Acytostelium subglobosum LB1, 546 nucleotides long. RefSeq lists its product as hypothetical. Bases 1 to 546 code for a protein of 181 amino acids. The transcript has 2 exons. Lineage: Eukaryota; Evosea; Eumycetozoa; Acytosteliales; Acytosteliaceae. The record is from RefSeq and is a predicted model, not a curated record.
AUGGGUUACAAACCAUUGAUCAAAUGUUCAUCAAGCCUAACUACACAACAACAACAACAACAACAACAACAACAACAACAACAUCAACAACAGAACAAGAAUAAUAAUAGCACUACAACAAAGAAACAUAAAGAUGAAGGUGAUGAGCUAAACAAUCAAUCAAUUAAGAAACAACGACUUGUGGUUGACGAGACUAAAGUGACUCAAUUGAAAUUGUUGAACAAACAUAGGACAUUGUCACAUUUGGAUGCCUAUGAUCAGCCAUUCGAUCUACUAGUCAGAACAGAUCUAUUAUCAGUACACUCGUUGGUGUCUUCCAACGACAUUGACGUUGCCAGAGGUGUAUCAUUUCCAUCGAGACUCCUUAUUCCUGCCGAUCAAUGUCGCAAAUCGCUCGAUAUCAUUGCCUCCAACAUAACAAACAUACUAAACAGUGGAAUGAUGUCAGCAGACAUUGAGCAGGUCAACAGAGACAGCAACCCAUACUUCCAACAACAUCGUCAGCUCUCCACAUUAGAGCUUGAGUAUCAACAAGCCUUCCAGUGA